UGAAGGGAAGUUCACGUGUGGGUGCUUUAUUUUACACCGUACGAGCAAAAGUUGGAUAAAGAAAAGAGCAUAUUACUCGGGUGUCUGUGUAACUCGGAGUCAUGGGUCGGAAGUUAGAUCCCACCAACAAGGUGAAGAGAGGGCCAGGGAAAAAAUCCAGGAAGCAGCAAGGAGCCGAGGCAGAGUUGGCCAAGUUUUUAACUGACGAGGAAACAGGACCAAAACGUCUAUCAAGGAGAGGCAGACAAAGAGCUGCAAAAAGAGACCAGAAUGUGAAAAAGCCUAAAGAUGCAGCUGCGGGAAAGCCACAGAAAGGAUUCACGGAUGAGAACAGUAAAUGGUUGAAACCAGCGAAGAGGAAGCGCAAAAUUGAUGAACCUGAAAGUGAGGAUGAUAGUGAUGAACACUGGGAGCAAGAGGAAGAUGAAGAGGAGGAGGAGGAGCAGCAGCAGCAACAGCAGCAGAAGAAAGGAAAAGACCAAGGAAAGAAGGGAGCCAAAUUAGGAAUAAAAGAAGUAGAGGAGGAGGAGGAGGAGGAGGAGGAUGAUGAUGAGGAUGAGGAUGAUGAUGACAUGGUUGAUGACUAUGGUGCGCUCGAUGAUGGCAGUGACGAGGAAGCAGCAGCAGCAGAAGAAGAAAGUGAUGGAGAGGAACUUCUUCCCAUCGAGCGCGCAGCCAAGAAGGAGAAAAAGCUUAAGGAAACGUUGGCACUAGGGAGUGAUGAAGAUGUUGACGACGAUGAUGAUGACGAUGACGAUGAUGAGGAAGAUGAGGACGAAGAUGAAGAGGGAAAAAAAUCAGAUGCUGACAUGGAUGAGGAAGACACAGUACAAGCCAACAUUGAUGAAAUGGAUAAAUUUAGGCUACCAGGGGCAGAGGAAAGUGAGAAGGAAGGUGUUCUGCCUCUGGACCUGAAGACGAUCUAUCAAAGAGUAAAAGACAACAUUGAUGUCCUUUGUAAUUUCUCAACAAAAAAGGAGGAGGGGAAAGAGAGAGCAGAGUACACCUCUCUGCUGAAGAAAGAUCUGUGUACUUACUACAGCUACAACAUCUUCCUUAUUGAGAAAUUAAUGGACCUCUUCCCUCUUUCAGAGCUGGUUGACUUCCUGGAGGCCAAUGAAAUUCACAGACCCGUCACUAUACGGACCAACACACUGAAAACAAGGAGGAGGGAUCUUGCACAGGCCCUGAUCAACAGAGGAGUGAACCUCGAUCCUCUGGGGAAAUGGUCUAAAGUGGGUUUGGUCAUCUAUGACUCGUCUGUACCUAUAGGUGCAACCCCAGAGUAUCUCGCUGGUCAGUACAUGCUGCAGGGCGCCUCCAGUUUUCUGCCUGUGAUGGCGCUUUCUCCGCAGGAGGGAGAGUUAGUGUUGGACAUGAGCUCAGCUCCAGGAGGCAAGACCACCUAUAUUGCUCAGCUGAUGAGAAACACGGGGAUGAUCGUGGCUAACGAUGCCAACGCUGACAGGUUGAAAAGUGUUGUGGGCAACAUACACCGUCUGGGAGUCACCAACACUGUUGUCUGCAACUACGAUGGAAGACAGUUCCCAAAGGUGAUGGGUGGGUUUGACAGAGUGCUGCUUGAUGCUCCAUGCUCAGGCACAGGAGUCAUCGCUAAAGAUCCAGCUGUGAAGACCAGUAAGGACGAAGCCGACAUCCAACGCUCUGCUCACUUACAGAAAGAACUGAUUCUUUCCGCCAUCGACUCUGUGAAUGCAGAGUCCUCUUCCGGAGGAUAUCUGGUCUACUGCACAUGUUCAAUAAUGGUGGAGGAGAAUGAAUGGGUGGUGGACUACGCUUUAAAGAAGAGGAACGUGAAAUUAGUUCCCACUGGACUUGACUUUGGCAAAGAGGGCUUCACCAGGUUCAAAGAACGUAGAUUCCACCCGACUAUGCGACUGACUCGCCGAUUUUACCCUCAUUCCCACAACAUGGACGGUUUUUUUGUGGCCAAGCUGAAGAAAUUCUCCAACGUAAUUCCAACCGCACCAACAGACAAAGAAGAAGAAAACGCAGAAGCUUCUCAGGCGACGGCGGUGACAGACUCUCCUGCAGAGAAACCAUCCAAGAGCGACAAGGCAAAGAAGAGCGUACCCAACUUAAAGGGUAAAGCCAACGGAACAGCAAACGUCAAGCCAAAAGGCAAAAAAGACUCACCUGCUGGACCUAAAAAGGCAAAGAAAGCCAAGAUGGAUGGAGAGACUGUGAAAGGGGCAGAGGCUAAGAAGCCUGCGGUGAAGACAGCCGGUGAAACUAAAGAGUCAAAGGCUGAGAAAAAGGAAAAGAGCAGAUUUGAGAAGAAGCAGGGCAAACAGAGAAAGACACCCAUGAAGGGAAAGAACAGAAUGGGAAAGAAUAAAUUCAAAAAGUUGAAGAACAUGUUGGAAAAACAAGGAGAGUGACGUGUGUACAGUGUGAUAAAUUGUACUUGAGUAUGUAAGAGUUUUGUAGAGCGUCAUUAUGGACCGAGACCUUCUCAGCUGACAAAUGAGCAGCGAUACUGUAUGUGACAGUCAGAUAUGUUUGUAAAGCCUGUGUGCAAAUUAAAUCCGACUGGUUAAAGAUGUUCGCUUUCAAGUUCGGGCCGCUGUUUUUUAUUUGUAUCACAAAAUAUUCAUCAUGUUUGUCUGUUGAUUUAAUUGCAGUGUGGAAUAACUUCCAUGAAUCUGUAAAACACAAUAAAUCUUUUAAGAUAUCUUA
This is a messenger RNA of Plectropomus leopardus (leopard coralgrouper), 2700 nucleotides long. RefSeq names its product NOP2 nucleolar protein homolog (yeast) (gene nop2). Gene Ontology annotation, cellular component: nucleolus. Gene Ontology annotation, molecular function: rRNA (cytosine-C5-)-methyltransferase activity; RNA binding. The record is from RefSeq and is a predicted model, not a curated record. Gene Ontology annotation, biological process: rRNA base methylation; maturation of LSU-rRNA. Lineage: Eukaryota; Metazoa; Chordata; Actinopteri; Perciformes; Serranidae.